Messenger RNA from Nematostella vectensis (starlet sea anemone), 6522 nucleotides. RefSeq names its product pappalysin-1. Bases 175 to 4950 code for a protein of 1591 amino acids. Gene Ontology annotation, molecular function: metallopeptidase activity; protein binding. NCBI's taxonomy places the organism in Eukaryota, Metazoa, Cnidaria, Anthozoa, Actiniaria, Edwardsiidae. The transcript is spliced from 15 exons. The record is from RefSeq and is a predicted model, not a curated record.
UUCUACAUCCGCUACAGUUGCCGUUAAUUAGUCGUUAACUCGACAUAAUCCAUUGCCCACUGUCACAUCGCUCUGUUUACGAAGAGUUAACUGUAAUCACCAAGUUGAUCGAGUUUUUUGAGAUAGCAUAAGCGAGACGAGUGUCAUUCUGUUGAGAAGAUUGAUAGCAGUGAGAUGCUUCGCGCUUUGGGAGCGUCUUUCCUGGUUCUAUGCUUUCCAUGGAUCGGGCUUUUGAACCCAGUGAAAUCAGAGCCCUCACGAUCUCAGGACAACGUUAUGGAUUUAGGUGUUGUGGAAGAUUUAGAGAACGAGGAAAGGAAACACGAGAGUAACUGUGCGAGCACUCGCCGAGUCAAGCGAUAUGAUCACUCGAGGUUUCCUCCGAAUCGCCCGACAAGCACCCAAUUUGGCAAGGCACUUAGAUUUUUCGGCCAAGAAGCGAUCCGAUUCACUGCAGUGAAAAUCCCAUCUCGGGAGUUCACAAUCGAAUUUUGGGUAAGACCCGAAGGAGGCCAGCAUUCCCCCGUGCCUAUAUUAGGUCUUUAUGACCUGUGUUCGUCUGAGUCGAAAGAUAGGGGAUGGAGAAUCGGUCUAGUAGAAAAGGCACCAGAGAAGAGUGUGCGUCUGUUUUAUAGCUUACGCACUGCACGCUCAAAUCGUAACACAACACUUCUUUCAGACCGCCGCGUCGAACCACAUCAUUGGGUUCACGUCGCUGGCACGUAUGAUGGCCGAUACAUGAAGUUUUACAUCAAUCAAGCCAAGGUUGGUGUGUCUAGCGACCAGAAAGGACAUGUCUUCGCGUCACCGCUUAUUUCUGAGAGUUGUGAAGUGAUAGAAGCUGGCGGAGAGCGGCGCAUGUUGACGUACUUUCGAGGGUCAAUCGAUCAAGUCAAAUUUUGGUCCGUGCCUCGAACCCACAAGGAGAUUAGUGAAGAAGUCUUUGGUAAAAAAACAAAUCCCGCCAAUUUGAUAUUCGUCGAGGACUUUUCGGGGAUCGGGAAUAAGAUUCUAUCGUGGUUGACGAUUACUGAGACGGCACCGGAAAUUGUUGAGUCGACUAUCCCGAGCGAUAAGCACGACCUCGCGCUCGUUCGUCCUCCUUGUGGGUCCACCGUGUGUGAUAACCCCGAAGUCGUCCGCAGUUAUGUCAACAACACGCACUUACGACAGCACAAGACCCUGCGCUUUCGUGUGAUCAAUGUUAUGAACGAUGACGGGAGUGACCCUAUCGUGAGCAAGGCGCAGAUACGCCAUCAGACGAAGACGCUUAACGACGCCUUCAGUGUGUGGAAUAUCACAUGGGAGAUGCAUGAAGUUGAAGUAAGGAAUACGUCACUAAGAGGCAAGACUGUGCUUUUUAUGUGUUCCCCUAGCGAGAUCGGCGACAUGCGAUGUAAUAAGGACUACUGUAACCUCCCUAUCACGGGCUACGACGGCGGAGAUUGUAUCGAAGGGGGUUAUAACAAAUGCGACCCCGCCAAGCGCGGGAAUGGCCAGUGCGACCCUGAGUGUAACAGACAUGACCAUGCCUGGGAUUACGGCGAUUGCUGCGACCCCUCCAUAACCCUCACGGAUAAAACCUGCUUCGACCCUACCUCUCUCUAUCGGGCUUACUUGUCACUAAAGGAAUACAAGGAGCUGUUAAAUUUCGACAACGCGAGGUUUCUGAAUGUGUACUUUAAGCAGUGCGGGGACAACUGUGAUGAGACUUUCCAAGGUACGGCGACGUUCCCUUGGGAAAACACGGUGCAUAGUGUACUAGGAGGUGUCCUUAUCAAUCCUGGGUACUUCGGACAGAAGGGGCACUCAAACUCUAUCAUCCACGAGUUUGGCCACGCCCUUGGUCUAUGGCACGUACACAGGGGGGUGACGGAGCUAAAGUGUACGGACGAGUGCCACGAGACAUUCCCUUCGAUGGAGCUAGGGGAUCUAUGUUCCGAUACCAACCCCACCCCACUGAACAAAAAAUGCCGCGACCCCGCCCUUAAACGUAAUGAUAUGGUGUGCGGGAGGAAGUACUUCCGGGAUACGCCCUUCAGGAACUAUAUGAGUUACGCGGACGACUCGUGUACGAACUCCUUUACGCCACAGCAAGCCGCUCGCAUGCACUGCUAUGCCGACUUCAUCUUCCAAUCGUGGCAAGCCCAGAAGACAGGUCCUUCCUUCAUACCCAUCCCCCCACGAGUCACGAGUGAGACCCCCGGAUCUGUCUCCAUUGCUUGGAUCCCGCCUCUAGGGACGGGGGGUGCAAACGCCAUGAACAUGUGUCAUCUGUGUGCCAAGGAUGAUAUCCUGGAGCAGUACGCGGUGACGGCGUUCUCGCCCAUCAAGGAGAACCGCCCUAAUGGCUACUGGGCCCCACAGCAGGCGCUAGGUGCACCCGAUGCCAAGCGCUGCGUGCUUGAUCCUAAGGCGUGGAACCCGAUGCAGAAGGCCCCCAGGUCGUGCCCGAACUGCUACAUCGAGCUGGGAUUUAAGGAAGCUAUCAUCCCUACCGAGUUAUCCAUAUGGGUCACAUGGCACCCCAAAAAUGGCAUCUCCGAUAUCUGGUUGAUUUUCUUCGACGGAACUCACGAGUCCCUUGGUAACGCGACUGCGCAGUGCGACUCACCACUGACCAUGGCAGUGCGGACGCAUAAGAAGGUUGUGCGCGUGCGCAUUUACACUUACACAAGCAUCGAUGCCGUUAAGCUGACGUCAUCGGUGUCUCAUCCAAACUGCAGGCGUUGUAAACCUGUUCAUUACCUGGUGUCCCGUGAUCCUCCCUUCCUGGACGGCCAGGAACAAGUGACAAAGACAACAGGUCUACGAGAUAGCUCUGUAAAACAGGGACAAAGCUACACGUACACAGUCCGUGCCGUGACAAGCUCGGGCCUGAAGAGCCCGCCAUCCCCACCGCUGACCUAUACACCCAAGCGAGGCUUCUGUGGGGAUGGCCGCGUGGAUGAGAAGGCUGGAGAGGAGUGUGAUGACGGGAAUGUGAGGGAUGGAGACGGUUGUAAUAUGCAAUGCAAAAAAGAAGACGUAUUUCACUGCGAGGGGCACCCAAGCCUUUGCUAUCGCCAUGAUGGGGAUGGGGUCUGCGAAGAAUUCGAGCGCAUGUACAGCAUCCGGGACUGCGGAUUUUACACACCGGAAGGAUUUCUCGACCAAUGGGCACGCAACGCCUCGGCUAACCCCGACUACCAGCUCCCAGAAUGCCCUGCGAGUCGAGUGAUAGGACCUCCUGUUAGGGAUUUGGUGUGUAAGCCUGACCCUGACCUGUCCGUGGCUUGGGCUCCCUGUGGCCAUUAUUUCGCUGAUAGUGAUUACUGGCUUCAAGUCACGUUUGAGCACGCCGUCGUCCCUGCUGCUGUGCUUGUUUAUCUUGCAUCCGACGGGCGCGCGGGUCCGGCCUACGACGAGUUCGUCAAGACUAUAGAGGUUGACCUGUAUGAUACUGAGGGGAAUAUUCACGAAUCUGGCAGCAAAGAAGUCAGUCUCUCUUGCAAAACAAACCCCGCCGUUGUCCAUAUUCGACACGACAUGACAAUGAAAUUCUACUAUAGCCGAAAGGUUCGACUCACCUCCAAGUCAUACAUGGUCGCAAUAGCCGGCGUAACCUUACGUUCGCUGACUUCACUGGAUCCCGUAGCCCUCGCAGGAUGCGGGCCAGAUGAGUUGUACAAUCCACGAACACAGCGCUGUCAUAAAUACAACUGCGAUAAACCUAAGUGCCCACCCCUGCUAGUCAAACGCGCAACUGUCAAGUGUGAGGGCGACAAGGAGGGUCAGCGGUGUGUGGUGACAUGCGCAAAAGGUUAUCGUCCCAGAAGGCCUUUCAAGAUGCUGUGUUUGCAUGGGAAGUGGAGAGGCGCGGUUGAUAAGUGUGUCCCAGUGGAUUGUGGGAUACCAAAGAUACCGAAUGCUAAAGCUAACUGCCCUAAGGGCACUAAGUUUGGUAGCACGUGCGUGUUCCGUUGUGUCCCUAAUGCCAAGAUGACGGGCCUCGAGCACUCCAUCACGUGUGAGGACGACGGCAAAUGGUCUGCACAGCAGUCCUUCUGCAUUAUGACAUGCGCAGUGCCCCCAAUCCCACCUAAUGCCCUUGCCAUUAGCGGCACAUGUAUUGGCGAAAAAGAGAAACGGUUUAUGCCAGGGGUGUCCUGCAAGUUCCGGUGCAAGACCCGCUUCCGGUUGCAAGUAAGCAAGGACGCGCCGUCCAAGAAAGUACUCAAAGUACGGUGUACCAAGGAGGGCACGUGGACUUUGAACUCCCACUGCGUGCCAAUCACGUGUCCAGCUCCGCCCCCGUAUCUACGUUACUGGUACAACUGCACGCAUGGCGACGCGAUGGGCAGCCUGUGUACAUCGUCAUGCCCUGAUGCUAAGUCUCAUCAAAUUAAGUGUGGUGGUAAUGGCUACUGGAGUAGUCCUUUCAUGAAGUGCAAGACGGCAGGGUCAUGUGGUGUCCCUCCCCAGAUCCCUGGUCUGAAGUUUACCUGCAGCGCCUACAGUCUGAAGGCCACAUGUAAAGUCACCUGCACUGCAAAGAAUUAUGAUGCUGUGGUCAAGGGCAAAGAAGACAUCUGGGGCGUGUCCAUUGCAUGUGACAGCAAGUUAAAGUGGGAGCCUGACCCUAUGUUGAUCACUUGUCUCAAGGAGUGCCGAAAGGAUAUAGGGGAUGGCUGGUGUGAUGAAAAGAAUAACAAUCAACACUGCCGGUGGGAUGGUGGAGAUUGCUGUGCAUCAACAACUAAGGAUCGCAUGGUGCGAAGGUCGCCACCACAUUGUGGAAAAGCAUGUGAUUGCCUGGAUCCAUCUGCCCUGGAAAACCGGAGGAUUGUAGCGAGUGGUGAUGGUAAUGGCCCGUCCCCUGAUGAUGAAGCUGAAGGCGCAAGCGGGGACCAGGGUAAUAGCCCCUACCGACUUGAGUGGAAGCCAAGUAAUGAUGAGACAAAGCAGUGAUGUUGAUUUUUCCAGGAAGGGAUUCUGACAUGACUUUUCCAGGAAGGCUUAUGACAUGGCAUUUUCCAGGAAGGGAUUCUGACAUGACUUUUCCAGAAAGGAAAUCUGGCUUUUCCAGGGAGGGCUUGACAUGGCCUUUUCCAGGGAUUCAGACAUUUCCAGGAAAGGACUCUGCAUGCUUUUCCAGGUUUUUGACAAGGGUUUUCCAGGACAGGGGUUUGAUAUGGUUUUGCCCCAAUUUCCAAAAGCCUCAGUUUCAUAAUCUAGAGACUUUAGGCACUUUGCAUCAAGCAGAAUGGAUUGAAGGGAUUGGCCAGGUCUCUGAUUAUGCACAGGCACAUAUACCCAGGAUUUGCCUGGGAGUGCACAGUCAUAGAUAUCUAUGAUUCAACUCACCCUGCAUGCCCCAUAGGUCUACAAGUACACUGUGCUCCAGUAUGCUUAAUAGGUCUACAAGUACACUGUGCUCAAUAGGUCUACAAGUACACUGUGCUCCAGUAUGCUCAAUAGGUCUAAAAGUACACUGUGCUCAAUAGGUCGACAAGUACACUGUGCUCCAUAGGUCUACAAGUGCACUGUGCUCCAUAGGUCUACAAGUACACUGUGCUCAAUAGGUCUACAAGUACACUGUGCUCAAUAGGUCUACAAGUACACUGUGCUCAAUAGGUCUACAAGUACACUGUGCUCAAUAGGUCUACAAGUACACUGUGCUCCAGUAUGCUCAAUAGGUGUACAAGUACACUGUGCUCAAUAGGUCUACAAGUACACUGUGCUCCAGUAUGCUCAAUAGGUGUACAAGUACACUGUGCUCAAUAGGUGUACAAGUACACUGUGCUCAAUAGGUGUACAAGUACACUGUGCUCAAUAGGUCUACAAGUACACUGUGCUCAAUAGGUCUACAAGUACACUGUGCUCAAUAGGUCUACAAGUACACUGUGCUCCAGUAUGCUCAAUAGGUGUACAAGUACACUGUGCUCCAGUAUGCUCAAUAGGUCUACAAGUACACUGUGCUCCAGUAUGCUCAAUAGGUGUACAAAUACACUGUGCUCAAUAGGUCUACAAGUACACUGUGCUCAAUAGGUGUACAAGUACACUGUGCUCAAUAGGUCUACAAGUACACUGUGCUCAAUAGGUCUACAAGUACACUGUGCUCCAGUAUGCUCAAUAGGUCUACAAGUACACUGUGCUCCAUAGGUCUACAAGUACACUGUGCUCAAUAGGUCUAAAAGUACACUGUGCUCAAUAGGUCUACAAGUACACUGUGCUCAAUAGGUCUACAAGUACACUGUGCUCCAUAGGUCUACAAGUACACUGCACCUGAUGCAGGUCAAGAGCUGGGCCAGAUUUCCUCUAAGAUCAUAAGAACUUCUAGCCUAGAAUACUCCACAUCUUUUUAUCCUUGGGUUCACUAAGAACAUUGUUGAAAUAAUACUUAUUUAUACUCUCUAUUCUUGAAGGAUAUCUAAAUUGACAGAGAAUCGAAUAUAAAUGCAAUAACUUCAAUGUAAUUGUAAAUUCCUGAUCAUUUUUAUACAAAUUGUACACAUAUACAAAUAAAAAUCAUCUGCAGGG